Molecule: messenger RNA, 1024 nt
Organism: Achroia grisella
Lineage: Eukaryota; Metazoa; Arthropoda; Insecta; Lepidoptera; Pyralidae
Product: nucleolar protein 16
Exons: 3
Coding region: 416-1021 (201 amino acids)
Biological process (GO): ribosomal large subunit biogenesis
Cellular component (GO): nucleolus
Source: RefSeq, a predicted model, not a curated record
GUCAGGAAAUAAAUUGCCUAAUUCGCAAUGGAAUAAAAUUCCUAAACUUAAAGUCUGCUAUCUCAACUUAUAAAAAAAAUUUAAUGCUUAAAAGAAAGAUUAUAAGAUUUGCUAUUGUACACAUAGAAUAAACUGGCAGACGUUAAGCGAACCUUCCAGAUACGUGACGAACCAAGUAAGUGAAUGUUAUGUAUGACGUUGCGGUGAAAUAUGUCAUUUUUAGGUUUUGGCUUUCAUUAGUUUGUCUAGUUUGUUGUACACACUGUAUACCAAAGAAUAUACUACUCUGUAUACUGUGUAGAACAAAUUUGUGACAGUCGAAAAGUUUACACGUGCUUUUAUUUGGUUGUAAACUUAUAUAUUCUUGUUUAUAGUAAAUCAUCUGUGCUCACAGAUUGUUUUAUACAAAUUUAAUAUGAAAAUCAAGAAGCAACAUCGUAAAAAGAAAUAUCUUCAUAAGCUAAACCGAAAACGUAUGCAUAGGAAUCAAACCAAAACGGGUGAAGUACAAUGUAAAGUAAUAAAAGAAGCUUGGGAUCACAGGAAAACUUCUUUUCGAAAUCUCCGAGAAAUGGGUCUUUCAAUAGAUCCUAACAAAACAAUAAAAAUUCCAAGUUUUAAACAAGACCAAGUUGAAAAGGCAAAAACUAUAAUAAAGGGGGAUGACUCUGACAUGGAAGAAGAGCAAGUAAAAACUAGGAAACCUAGAAAAGUGCAUGUUGUUCAAGAAUUGGAGAAGGAAUCCAAAGCUCCGAGAGAAAGAAAAUUCAUGUUACCAAAAGGACAAGUAAAUUUCAUAACAUAUUUAAUGGAUAAAUAUGGAUACGAUUACAAGGCAAUGGAAAGAGAUAAAAAGAAUUACUAUCAAGAAACAUGGAAACAGCUAAGAGCUAAAAUUAAAACAUUCAUGGGUAUACCUAAACAGUAUGGAGAAUAUUUGAAAGCCAGAAAUUUAAUUGAUAAAGAAGAAGAUGAGGAAGAGAUAAAGAGACAAGUUAAAGCUCUAGUAAUGGAAGAUUAAGAU